GAAAAUCCAGCGGCAUGGAGAGGGGCCGGGGAGCGCCCGGGGCUGGGAGGGCGGCGGCGGCGGCUCCGAGUCCUGCGCGAUUCGCUGCGCUUUGACACUAACCAGCCCCCCAGUGCCAUGUAAACUGCAACUCUUGGAAACUUCGGCUCCUCUCCAGGCUUCGGCGCAGGAGCCUCGGGACGCGUCCGCCCCCCCGCCGCCGAGCCGGGGAGCUGGGGGGGGUCUCCCCGCGGCUCGGGGAGGGAAGCUGCGUGUCCCCCUCCAACGACAUCGAAUGGGCUGAACCUGCCAGGCGUCCCGGGCUCCUUUCCCGGCCUCCUGCGGGGAGCGUACCGGACGGAGCCGGGCUCGGAGCCGGUCCAACUUGCAGGGGCGCGCGGUCCCCUCGCUGCCCGGGGCAGGAGCGCCAGGAAAGGGCCCCUUUGGGGAGCCAGGGGGCGCGCGGAGAGCUCCCCUCCCUCCGUCCCAGCCCGGGGCCCGGACUCGCCUGGAGCUCGGGCCAUGCGGGGCCGUCCCGUCCCGGGGCCCCCCUCCGUGCCGUGAGCGCGCCAUGGCCGGGCUGCAGCCGCCCGGCGAGGGGGACCUCUCCAUGCUCUCGCCGCCCCCGGUCCCCGGCGACCCCCGGCGGGUGGAGUUCGUCGCCCUGACCGAGGUGCAGACGGAGAGGAACGAGCCGCCCGCGGGCAGCCCCCGGCGCCUGGGGCUGUUGGGGACCCCGCUGCCAGCGCCGCCCGGCGGGGCAGCCGCCCGCUCCGCCGCGCACAAGCGUUACCGGCGCCUGCAGAACUGUCUGUACAACGUGCUGGAGAGACCCCGCGGCUGGGCGUUCAUCUACCACGCCUUCAUAUUCCUCCUAGUCUUCAGUUGCUUGGUGCUGUCCGUGUUCUCCACCAUCCCAGAGCAUCAGAAACUAGCCAACCAAUGUCUGUUCAUCCUGGAGUUCGUCAUGAUUGUGGUGUUCGGCAUGGAGUACAUCAUCCGCAUCUGGGCAGCUGGCUGCUGCUGCCGUUACCGGGGCUGGCAGGGGCGGUUCCGCUUUGCCAGGAAACCCUUCUGCAUAAUAGAUUUCAUCGUGUUCAUCGCCUCGCUGGCCGUUAUCGCCGCCGGCACGCAGGGGAAUAUCUUCGCUACCUCGGCACUGCGCAGCAUGCGCUUCCUGCAGAUCCUGCGGAUGGUGCGCAUGGACCGCAGGGGGGGCACCUGGAAGCUACUGGGCUCAGUGGUCUAUGCCCACAGCAAGGAGCUGAUCACAGCCUGGUACAUCGGCUUCCUGGUGCUCAUUUUCGCCUCCUUCCUCGUCUACCUGGCCGAGAAAGACGCCAACACGGAGUUCGCCACCUAUGCUGACUCGCUCUGGUGGGGCACAAUCACGCUCACCACCAUCGGCUACGGGGACAAGACCCCCAAUACGUGGCUGGGCAGGGUGCUGGCGGCCGGCUUCGCGCUCCUGGGCAUCUCCUUCUUCGCUCUGCCUGCCGGGAUUCUGGGCUCCGGCUUCGCCCUGAAAGUCCAGGAGCAGCAUCGCCAGAAACACUUUGAGAAGAGGCGGACGCCGGCAGCGAACCUGAUCCAGGCUGCCUGGCGCCUGUAUUCGACAGACGUGAGCCGAGCCUACCUGACCGCCACCUGGUGUUACUAUGACAGCAUUCUCCCAUCCUUCAGAGAGCUGGUCCUUAUGUUUGAGCAUUUGCACCGAGUCCGCAACGGAGGAGUUAGGAAUUCAGAGGUGAAAAGGUUUCCUGACGGAGCCCCACCGCCAUAUCACUCCUUCACCUCUGGCCAGAAAACCAUCGCCCCUGCUUUUUGCUCUGGGGAAAGCAACAAAAUGGGCAUCAAGGACCGCAUCCGCCUCAACAACUCGCAGAGGCAGGGCAGCCGGGGAAAGCAGCACCUGGCCCCGCCCAUGCGCCGCUCCCCCAGCACUGAGAACGUGCAGGAGGCCUCCAGCCCCACCAAGGUGCAGAAGAGCUGGAGUUUCAACGACCGCACCAGGUUCCGGGCGUCGCUGAGGCUCAAACCUCGGCCACCGGUGGAGGUUGACGGCCUGGUGGAGGAGAGCACUGAGGAGAAGGGCUAUCAGUGCGACCUGACCUUCGAGGACAUCAUGCCAGCUGUGAAAACGCUCAUUCGGGCUGUCAGGAUCCUGAAGUUCCUAGUUGCGAAGAGGAAGUUCAAGGAGACCCUGCGGCCCUACGAUGUCAAGGACGUCAUCGAGCAGUACUCAGCCGGCCACCUCGACAUGCUGGGCCGCAUCAAGAGCCUCCAGUCACGCGUGGACCAGAUCGUGGGAAGAGGAGCCAUCACUGUCGAUAAGAAGACCCGGGAGAAGGGAGAAAAAUCCCUGGAGGCUGACCUGGUGGACGAGCUCAGCAUGAUGGGCCGAGUGGUCAAAGUGGAGAAACAAGUGCAAUCCAUAGAGCACAAGCUGGACUUGUUACUGGGCUUCUAUUCCCAGUGCCUGCGGAAAGGCUCCACAAACUCCUUUGCCCUGGCCGGCAUGCAGAUCUCCAGCUUUGACCCGGACAUCACCUCCGACUACCACAGCCCCGUAGAGCACGAGGACAUCUCAGUGUCCGCGCAGACCUUAAACAUCUCCAGGUCGGCCAGCACCAACAUGGACUGAGAGGGGUUCCCAGCACAGGUGGGGCGGUCCCGGGGGAGAGCUGGGGGGACCGGUCGUGAGCCUGGUGGUGAACGUUCUUGUAGACAGACACACUGAUAGCUAGCAGGCAAGAAGACCGACCCGUGAACCCAGCCAGCUUCUGGGCUGGGGACCACGCGGCCUCGUCUAACACGUCCUGAUGCACUAUGAGCCUCACCUUGAUUUUACUUGAACAAGUCUUCCUUCUGACCGUGCACAAGCAGGAACUAUUAAGCAACUAGUCUUCAGCACCUGGGAGCCAGCUGGGGCCGGGACCCCGGGGGAUGCAGCGGUGUGAGAGUUUCUUAAAGCGUUAAACCUACAAAGCCGACGAGAGAAACGCCUGGUAUCUAAGAAGCUCUUUUAUUUAUAGGAUCAGCCUCUCUAGACUUUGUCCUCUGCAGGCAGUCUUCUCUGCGGAGGAAAUCCCCCUCUCCGGGCACAUCCCUGGUUGGGGUGGCGCUGCCCCCGGGCAGCGGGAGGGCGAGUUGGCCAGGGAUGCAACGGGCCAGCACGCCUUGUCACUCGGUCUUUCUUCUGGGCGCCUCUCCGGGAACCGUCCUCGGAAUGAGCGUUGACACAGGGUAUGGAAUGACGGAGAGCCUCUGAAUUCCAAGGUUGGCGGUUCUGAUCUCUUCACCCUGCGGCUCUACGCCAUUGCCCCUCCAGGGAGGCAGAGCAGGGUUCUUACUAACAGCUAUGCAAGGCUAGAUAACCCUUUACUGUCCAGUGCUAGACAAGGGGCACUGUGACUCGACUGAAUGUGGUUUCUUCCGGACCUAGGAAAGAGUUGGGGAAUGCCCGGGGGGUGUUUCCUGUCUCCCAGCGAGCAGGGGGCUCCGAUUCCGGCAGCCGUGACUGUGAUUCUGUAGGCACAGCGGAACCGUCUGCACGGCAGCGUUUCAAUAUGCAACCUUCGAUCCCGACGGGCGGGGCGGAUGAGUGGCCCGUCGGCCUAGGCAAUAGCUGUUUAUCCCAUGCCCCUGGAACCAGAUCCGGGGCUGCUCGAGUCAGUGGGGUUUCACGGGGC
Messenger RNA from Trachemys scripta elegans, 3671 nucleotides. It is a transcript of the gene KCNQ4, whose product is annotated as potassium voltage-gated channel subfamily Q member 4. Lineage: Eukaryota; Metazoa; Chordata; Testudines; Emydidae. Gene Ontology annotation, biological process: transmembrane transport; potassium ion transport. The record is from RefSeq and is a predicted model, not a curated record. Gene Ontology annotation, cellular component: membrane. Bases 551 to 2623 code for a protein of 690 amino acids. The transcript has 14 exons. Gene Ontology annotation, molecular function: voltage-gated potassium channel activity.